This is a messenger RNA of Helicoverpa armigera (cotton bollworm), 3984 nucleotides long. RefSeq names its product zinc finger protein 1 (gene zfh1). The transcript is spliced from 4 exons. NCBI's taxonomy places the organism in Eukaryota, Metazoa, Arthropoda, Insecta, Lepidoptera, Noctuidae. Gene Ontology annotation, molecular function: DNA binding; DNA-binding transcription factor activity, RNA polymerase II-specific. Gene Ontology annotation, biological process: regulation of DNA-templated transcription. The record is from RefSeq and is a predicted model, not a curated record. Bases 149 to 2704 code for a protein of 851 amino acids.
ACUAGGACUUUUACCGCUGACGUCAGCGGAGGCUGUGAUCUCGGUGUAGUACGACAUAGAUGCGAUUUCGACUCCGCCGCGAAGUGCUUACCGCGAUAUUAGAUAGCCCGUGAUCGCGGUCAGUGUGUGAGAACAGAGGUGUUGCUCGAUGAAAGUGCAGAGCUCGUUAAUGGGAGUUGGCGGUUGGUACGAAUGCUUGGCGGCCGGUUGGCUUGCAGACAUGAGGAGUAAGCAAGUCCCAACGUCUACCACCUCGGCCAGGCGGCUAGCGGCCUUAAUCCGUCCCCUGGCCGGUGGCGGGUCGGAAGGCAAGCCAUCUGAGGAAGAGGAGGAGCGAGGCGGGUCCCCGCUGGGUCCGGGCGGGCCCUUCUCCUGCAGCCAGUGCCGCGGCGCCUACCCCACGCGCGAGCAGCUCGAGCGCCACGAGACGCUGCACGCGCCCAACACACAGGUGGAUACAGUCAAAUAUUCAUGCAAGAUCUGCCACAAGAGCUUCGCAAACGUAUACCGAUUGCAGCGGCACAUGAUAAGCCACGACGAAAGCGCGUUACUCCGCAAAUUUAAAUGCAAUGAUUGCGAUAAGGCUUUCAAAUUCAAACACCAUUUGAAAGAACACUUGCGGAUACACAGCGGAGAAAAACCGUUUGAAUGUGCCAACUGUGGUAAAAAGUUUUCUCAUUCAGGCUCAUACUCUAGUCACAUGACUUCCAAAAAGUGUCUUGUCAUGAAUCUUAAAAUGGGACGAAUUAAACCCAAUAAUCCUGCACUCAACCCUGAAAGAAGUCCAUCUCGUAAGCGGACUAAUGCCAUGGUUGCCUCUCAAUUAAAUAAUAAUAUAUCAACGAAUGGAAAUUCUUUCCUUCCCAUGCCUGCUGCUUUUUUUGCAUCGAUGUCAUCACAAGAGAAUUUCCAUCGUCCGACCCUAGGGCAACCUGGAAUUCCCUUCUAUAUGCCUCCUGGCAUGCCAAUGAGUCCCGCUGGCGGGAUAGCUCCAUACAGUAUACCAGCCACACUCAGCCAAUUUUUAGAGCAGCUAGCUUCAUCUCAGUAUCAGACAAGAAAAAUAGAAAAUCUUAACAGUCCGACGCCUAUUACCCCUCAACCAGCAGAUCCUGAAGAUCUGAUCGAGGAAGUUACGGAAGACGAUGAUAAAAGAUCAGAAGGAAGCGCUGAACUCGUGAUGGACAUUGAGGAUGAAGAGUCUGUAUUGAUAAAAAAAGAGCAGGAAGAACGAGAUACCGAAGCGAGGCCUGCAUCUAGCGAUUUCGAGUCCGUCCCUUUAAAUAAAAACGAGCAUAAUACUGAAAAUCCAGGUUUUAAUUCAAUAUUACAAUCUGUUAGCGCAUCCGUAACGAAACAUUUCUUUCAAGCAAAUUUGGAAAAGCUCUCGCCUGUCUCAGGCAAUGUAUGCCCUAGCAUAGAAUCACCGUCCGCUCCACACGUCACAGUGAAAGAGGAACCAGAAGACACACACAGAUGUUCUAAAUGUAACUUAACUUUCACUAGUAAGAGUGACUUAUUAGAUCACGAGAAAGUGCUUUGUGGAAAUAUGUUUAGGAAACAUGAAGGAUUGGCAGCUCAAGUAGCUGAAACGGUAGCUCUCAAUAGGUUAGAAGCCGAAAUACAUGCCUCCAUACAACAUGGAAUAAGCGCAAGUGAAGACGAAGACUUUAAUAGAGAUGACCGAGACGAUAAAAUAUCAAUUCAUGACAAUGACAGAAAAAUUAGGGUUCGUACAGCAUUAAGUGAGGAGCAACAGAUAGUGUUAAAAGAACACUACGCACUGAACCCUAGACCAAACCGAGAAGAGUUUAAAAGGAUAGCUCAACAGAUCGGUCUAGACAACAGAGUCGUGCAAGUAUGGUUUCAAAACAACAGAGCAAGAGAACGACGAAUGACGCAAACCAUGACCACAUCCGAUCAACCACUAGAUCUAUCUACAAAAAAAUCUAAUCCAUCUGUUACGUCAAGUCCAUCGCCAUCACCACCAUGUAGCAUCUCUGUAACACAUUCUGAUUCAGAAGAAGCGGUCAAUUUAAGCCAGAAAUCAUCACGAAGUACGACUCCUCAUCGUACCAACUAUCUAAAUACUUAUCCACAUUCCAAUUGCUCAUCAUCUUCUUUCACCGAUUUUCGGUUGUCUCCAUCCCCUGGAGAACCUAUUAAUGGGCAUAAACGGUUAUUACCACAAAAAAUACAUGUUAAUCCUUUGGUACCCAUGGAUAAACUGCUUCAGUACAAUGACAUGGCUAACGCUCGAUCUCCAAUUCUGAACAUGCACCUGACUUCUGACAUCAACCGACAAGGUUCCAGUCCAUCAUACGACCGUGCGCCUUGGGAUGAAAUGCAAGCACCGAACGAGACCGAAGACGAAGCGACUGUACUUAAAAAGAGCAAACUCAAACAGGGGGCUGAUAUUAAGGAAGGCGAAGGCCAAUUCGUUUGUGAUCAAUGUGAUAAGACCUUCGUCAAACAAAGCUCUCUCGCGAGACACAAGUACGAACAUUCAGGCCAGCGCCCGUACAAAUGUGUAGAAUGCCCGAAAGCUUUCAAACACAAACACCACCUGACGGAGCACAAGCGCCUGCACACCGGUGAGAAGCCCUUCCAGUGCUGCAAGUGCUUCAAGAAGUUCUCUCACUCGGGCUCCUACAGUCAGCACAUGAACCACAGGUUCGCGAUAUGCAAGCCCUACAGGGACUAGCCUGGAUAUUGCAGCGGUUGUUGAACAACAUUCGUAUUCAUUUCGUUAAAUCAUUUAAAAAAUUCUAGUGCACUUGUUAAUUGUCAAAAAACACCAAAAAUCUGAACAAUUUCGUGUUAAAUGCUUUGAAUUUUAUUAAUAUGCAAAUGAUAAAUAUUUUCCACUAGGGCUAGGACCGCUAGGAUUAUAUUUACAAUUUUUUUUUGCUCUUUACGUCCCUAAUAAUCUCAAAGCCUUAUUUAGAUCAAUUUUGAACAACCUAUAUGCUUUGUCCAAUUUUUGCAAAAGUGCAAGGUGAAAUGUUACCUCAUCGAGUGUUGUACACGCCACGUUCCAAGCCGCAUAAUAAUACUCAGUAAUAAAGUAUUCAUUGCCCGGUAUUUUCGUUUUCAAACUUAAUUAAGUUCAUUGCUCAACAUCAUGAUAUUUUUAUAAUGUAGAAAAUUAUUUGGAUUCCCUAUUUGUAAAAUAAUGCCAAAUAAAUACCUAAACUAAAGUGCCAUACAACAUGCCAAAAAUAUUACUGUACAUGUAGGUAUAUUAAAUGAUUUUGAUUGUAGUUUUUUAUAAUUUAAAUACCAAAGGUCAGUACCUGUAAUAUAAUACUCCAUUGUAAAAAAUGUUAUUUCAUUAUUAUGGUCAAAACCACUAUGAUGUUAUUACAAAAUAUUUUUUAUUCUUUCGCCUCGUUUGUAAUAACACCACAAGGUACAUAAUUUUAGGUAAAAUUUUACUUUUUUAUUUACUUUAAAAUCACAAUUGUACAACUUUUUAUUCAGUGAAUUCAGACUAUUAGGUACUUUUGCUAGCUAAAAACUAAGCAAACUAUCAUGUCAAUAUUUUUCCGAUUGUAAUGCCUGCGAAGUAUAGCUAUUGAAUCAAAAUAAUGUUUACGUAAAUAAAGCCAUUUGCUGCAGCGACCGUUAAUGAUCCUAUUGUGAGCACAAUAUUCUUCAAUAGUUUCGUCUAGUUAUUUAUUCAUUUCUAGCUGUUUCCUCGCGGUUUCACCCGCAUCUUGGGGGAACUUAUUUCCCUACCGCAACAAAAUAUAGAAUGUGUUACUUGGAGAAAGCCUAGCUUCUUAACAGUGAAAGAAUAUUUCAAAUUGGUUCAGUAGUUUCAGAGCUUUGUGGGUACGAAAAAAAAAAACUUCCUCUUCAACAUAUUAGUAUCAUCUAAUUUUGAUAAGAUCUUCGGAAGAACGAGUCGGCUGUAAAGUUUAAUAUGGUAACUGUCUGUAUUUUUUUAGUGACAAUAUUUCCGAAUGUUAGGUAAAUUGU